Molecule: messenger RNA, 5929 nt
Organism: Pangasianodon hypophthalmus (striped catfish)
Lineage: Eukaryota; Metazoa; Chordata; Actinopteri; Siluriformes; Pangasiidae
Gene: tmem275a
Product: transmembrane protein 275a
Exons: 2
Coding region: 428-1048 (206 amino acids)
Source: RefSeq, a predicted model, not a curated record
ACACAUCUCUACAGCUCUACAGCUUUCCCUCUGGUUAUAACCGACGGCGCUCCUGGUGAUUACAGAGCUUUCAGAGCACAGGAUGAUGGAUUUACUACACAUUUCUGACAUUUUUAUGGCUUUUCUCUUUUUGGAAAAUAAAAUAUCCUCAGAGAGCUGAAGUGGUAAAACAUCAGAUGAUCAUUCAGUAUCAUUAAGAAUUCAGUGAGUGUAGGAUUUACACUGCUUUUGGAGACUCGGGAUGGAGAUGUAAUAAAAAAUAAAGAUUGUAAUUCCAGGAUAUGACCUGUCUGAUUUCUCUGGACUGGAUUAAGACUCCAAGAUUUCAUCCUUCUUACAAGUUGCCUGAAAGUAGUCUCCAACGAUUAAAGAUGCAACACUAACAAGACUACAUCCAAGAUUACAUAACGGUAGCCACGAUAUAGAAAUGGUGUGUACCGAGCAAAACUCGGGCACCGCUGUGCCCAAAAAGGAGCCUCAGGUCCGUCAUAAACGCAAAUCCCGCCCUCAGGGCCUCCCGUCACCGGCGCUAUGCUGCGCGUGUGGCCUGUGCAUCAUGCUAGCGGGUAUCAACAUCACCCUAGUGGGCGCAUUCGCCUUUACCACGCUCCUGCCCUCCGGUAACCCGCCUAUCAUCAUCGGACCCGUCCUUCUGCUCGUUGCCUUCACUUUCUUCGCCGCCUGCUGCGUGUGCAGCCGCAUGCCUCCUCCGCAUAGCUCGCGUCGAACCAAAUCAGGCAACGUGGGCUUCAUGAGGCACCAUGGGGCGGCGUUCGAGAUUGAAACGAGCGAGCACACCAUUCAGGACACGACCGCCGUCCAGCUCAGUCCCACAAACUCGCCCAGCUUGUCGCGCAGCUCGGAAUCAGAUCGAGAUGCUAAUGUGAACGCAAACGCUAAUGUUAAUGCUAAUGCUAAUGCACCCGCUCCGGACUAUUCGCUCUUCACUAUGGAUGCUAACGGGCCGAACUCGGUGUCGGCGGCUUUUUCCACCACGACAGGAAGUGGUGAAGCGGUCAGGCUCAUGUUGCCGUCCAAUGCCACCUAGGACGGACUGUACAUCUAUUCUGAAAUGUAAAUAAAAAUGUUGAAGGUGGCACUUGGGUGCCAUUUCGUGGUUCUGUGUGGUGUGUUAACGUAGACAUAUUAGCGCAAGAGCUGGAGGAGCUCAUGGAGUAAGAAAACUUGACACUGGCGGCUUUUAUAGCCUCCACAGGAAGUGAGAGAGUCGUCACGUUCACUUUAUCAUCCAAGGCCAACUAGAAGAAUCUGCAAAUCUUUGCCGAGAUGUAAAUAAAAUGUUCUGAGAGGGACGUGGCACUUUGUUUGGUGCUAAUUUGUGGUUCAUGCUAACUAAGAAGCGCUGGAAGAUCCUGAUUGGAAAUCUAUGUGGCGAUUAUAUGAAGAUCUUUAUAGAAGAGAGACUUUUAAACUCCUUGAAAUGGAAGAAGCCUCAGAUCUAGGUAUGCUAAUCCUUCACUAUAGAUGCUAAUCCGACAAACUUGGUGUUAGCAGCUUUUUCUGCGUCUAUCAUCUAAUUCCACUGAGGAGAGUCCAUGAAUUUCCACUGAGAUGUAAAUACCUUGUUGGGUGUCUUCAUCAUGAGUGUAUUAGGACCUCCUUGAAAGCUAAUGCCAAAGUGAAUGCUAGCUUAAACAUGCCUUUUCCAGACUUCACACUCUUGCUAAUUGGUGUAGCUUGGCAUUGAUGACUACUUUUGGGCAUUUUAUCCACAGGAAGCAGAGACAUGGUCAGAUUCACUUCACCUUCUGAUGCCACCUCGGAGGUGAAUAAGCGUAGUGCAUUAGCGGAGACGUGUUAGCACUUUUUGAAAAAGUCCUGCUUUCGGAAAGUUGAUGGUCGACAGAAACGUAUUAAGGGCUUUUGAAACCCCAAACUCCAAAUGGAUGGAGCCUCGGUGUGUGAAUCACUGUGUCUUGUGUUUCACACUUUCGCACUCUGCCACUGUUACUCAGAUUAUUCACAGUUAUGGCGCUAACAAAGAGACAGAAUCUGCUGUCGUGCCAAAAUGUCUUUGCAGACGAAGCAGAGAAAUACGGCGAUGUGAUGUUACACCGACUAAAAGCAAAAUAUGAACCUUCUCACUUUCCAGCCACAAAUGUCUUUUUCCAUUUCUAUAAAAAAAUGUUGUAUAGUAUCACACUGUGCCGGAUGCACUGCCAUUUUCUAAAGGAGGGGGGCCAAAACUAUUAAGAAUUAUGAGUAUUGCAAAUGCCAUUUAAAAAAAAUGUGCAAUUAAGACAACCCUCAUUAAGUUGUAGUAAUUUUAGUACAUCAGUAAAUGAAGGUAGGUUACACUGACAGGUUGCUGUGAGUGGUACAGUGGGGCAGUUGUAGCUCAGAGACGCUGUUAAAGGUCAAAUCAACAAUUUGGAUGCUUUUGGUUUGUACUUAAAACUCAUAAAAGUCUGUCAUUCAUUGGUCAGAAAUACUGGGAAGAAAAAAAGAUAAAUUCAAAUAAAAUAAAGUAAAAUAAAAUAAAGUCAGAUCACUUUGUCAUCGCGCUAGGCCACCUCGCUCAGACUCGAGUGUGAACGCCGUGUUCCCUUUAAUGCCACGCCCCCAGAACACAUAAAACACCAACAUGCUAAUGAAGGAGGCGGAGCUUUCUGAAUUGUCAUUCCCUUCUUGUUCUGAGACACAGAUACUGCCAAAUACACCUGUCACAUUUAUUCCCUGAUCGAUAAGGGCUGUAAACCACUUCUUUUUUUACGAUUAAAUCCUUUCAGAGGAAUUUACUGUCAGAAAUAUUGGCAUCCUUGGCAAAAAAAAAAAAAAGAAAGUAGACUUAAUCUGACAUUGAAAAUAUGAUCAAAAUCUAUCCAUUAAUUAAAGUCAAUUUAUUAUCUAUUCUAAUCUUAUCUAAUCUUCUGCAUGUUUAAUGAUUAAAGGAAUCAUUUCUCUGUGUCAUCGAUGACUCGAGAACAACUCAGGUGAAAAAAAAAGUAAAAAUAUAAACACUAAGAACAUGCUUCAGUUGUUCAAGUAAUGUUGUUCAUAAAGAACUACUAAAAAAUAAAAAAAAAUUGAAACAUAUGUGAUUUUGUUACAAAGUGUAGUUUUCUUAAAAAUAAAAUAAAUUUAUUUAAAUGACGUAUCUGUCAGUGUGAGAUGAAACCCAUCUUUACCGAGGGUGCCAAUACUUCUGGACCCGACUGUAAUUCGGAAGUGUGGAAAUUGUCACGUCAGUGUUCUCAUCACGUCUUUUAAGAAACAGCGAGCUGGACAUUUUUAUUGGAAAAACUGUUCGAAUUAAACAUAUGUAAGUGUUAUUGCAUCAUAAAAUACAACAACCAAUCAGGUUGCAGUAUGCAAAUAAGAGCCAUGCAACACGAUUAGGAAAGCGGGCAGGGCGUGCAAUGUUGGGAGUGUUUUUUUAAUUUACAUCUUUCUGUUCUGAAAGUUUAGGCACCUAUUUUGUUUUAUUGAUUUUUUUUUUUGCGAAACUGUUACGUGAAUUUGUUUUCUAAAAUGUUUCCCCGCUGUUUUGUUCAGCAUGCCAUUUUUAGUUUUUAUUCUUUCUACCAAAUUGCUACGAUGCAUUUUGAAAGUGAUCUUCUGUCCUGCGCUCGUUUACCACACACGAUUUUUCCACAAUAGUCAUCAGAAAAGGGCAUCCGCUCAUUAAUCUAAUUAUUCAGGAUAGAUAAAGUGGCUAAUGGCAAAUAGCAUUAUGACAUGACAAGUGUGUGUGUGUGUGUGUGUGUGUGUCUACAGUUACAACAAACAAAAAACAAAAAAGGGCUGAUCUACAAAACAUACAGCGUUUAAACUUCAGUAAUCUGCGUCCUGAUAUUUAACGGAUGCAUUCGGUUACCAUUGCGACUUUAUGAUAUUUUAUGCAUUUCAUGUUUUUUUCAGAAGCGUCGUACUUCUGUGUAAACAUCUGCUAAACUCCACAACACACUGAUUUUUACAUUUUUGACCCAAUUAUUGAAAUUAAAUACAGAUAAGAUUCCUAGGCGCCUGUAAUUUAAGGGGUAAAAUAACUUUUCCUGCACCAUAUGAGGAAAUAAUCUCCAACAGCAACAAGGACCUCGUUUGAAAAAUUGUCCCAUGUUAAGUUAAAUUGCAUGCUCAUUUGCAUACUGAAAAUAUUUGUGACAUCACUACUGCAAAAGUAAAAGUAUAUUGCAAUAACGCUAUGUUCACACUAGCGACAUGUGACAAGUAACAUUUGAAUCGAGAGUUUCUGUGCAGGCACUAAGCAGUAAAAUUAAGCGACGAAUCCAAAAGAUUGUCUCAAAUGAUUCCUCGGUUCGAUGUUUAAGUCACUAACGAGUUUAGUUCCCGCCUGCAAUUAGUUCGCGUUUACUGUUUGACGCAAAAAUGUCAUACACGACUUCUCAUUAAAUGUGUAUAGCGACAAUAGGAAGAAAAAUAAAGCUAAUCUGAGAAAAAAGCUAGUACAAAGCCGAGCUCGUGAUGUGUAACUCAAACAACCGAUUUCUAACUAGUUAGCUAUCAUUAAUAAUGUUUCUCAUUGUGACAAAAAAAAAAAAAAAAGGCCACGCCCACAAGAGACAAACUACAACUGAGAUGAGUGCACUGCUAGUGUGAAUGUAGGGUAACAGCUAACUUUUUUUUUUUGUUAUGUUUAUUUUAACAAAUUUAUUGCACCAACAUGACCAAGCAGUGUCAUAAUACGCUAAUAUUCAACAUGGAAGUGGAACAAUAUGAACAAUUUCCUCAAGAAUAAUUAUCCACAUCGCUAUAGCAUAACGUUAAAGGUGCUAUUGGCUAAAAUUUCACAUUCACUUCUCUAAGUUUAACCAUCAUACUAAUAUACUGUCACACCCCUAAUCUAAUCUAAUCUAAUCUAAUCUAAUAAUGUGCUAAAAUGAUAACUAUAUUAAGCCAAUAUUGGACACUACAGUAACUGUUACCACGGAAACAGAAAGCUGCCUUAAUGACUGUGAUCUCAGGAUGGAUCCGAUGAGGGCUAAUCAAACGUACGCCAUACGCGAUUCUGUAACGUAAAACUGUGACUCUGUGGUUAAUGUUGGUCUGCAUGUGUUUGUUUGUUAAACCUGUAAUGACGUGAACUGUUGUGGCUUAAGAAAAUUAUAAAGAAAAAUAUCAUUCAUCAUCAUUCUGGUCAUUUCUGUCACAUUGUCUUUUGUGUGGAUUGCGUUGGAAUUAGUCGAUUAUUCAUGCUGUUAUCAUGGAUGCUUGUCACUUUAAAUCGAGAAAAAUUUGAAAAGAUUGAUAAACAUGAUGGACGGAACGCGCGUACGAAUCGGAUAGCUAACGUUUUAUUGAUUAUUCGAGUUCACAGAGUGCCUGAGGAUGUUAUCUUUACCUAGCUAGCUAGCACAAUGUGCGAUGCUAGUGUUGUGUUAGCAAGCUAAAUGUAACUCUAGCUAUAUAGCUAGAUAACGUAAAGCUAGCUAUGUUAUUUUAGUUACUUUGGAAAAAUUUUUAAGACAAAUACAUACAUCCGUAAUAAAGCAACUAUAGCUACAUAGCUGUUUCAAAUGAACGUUAGCUAGCUAAAUAUUACUAUUUAACUUGUGGGCUAGUGUUAAAUAUUUUUACCUACAUUUAACUUUAAUUACUUAUAGCUAGUUAACUACGUAAGUAAAAAAAAAUGUAUUAUAAUAACUCGUUUUAUAGCUUUAGUUACAUGAAAGUCAUUCUAAUGAUUCUAUUUUGUCACGUCUAAAGCGUGAUCAAAUUCAGCCGUUAUUAUAUGGUCGAUAUCGUCACAUGGCUAGUUGGAACGAGUGAUAUUGAGUGAUUUCAUUCCUCGGGCAGUGAGCGAGUGUGAACGUUUACAUCAAACCAUUUCACUCUUUUUAAGUGUUUUCACUGAAAUGUGUGCAAAAGAGAUGUUGUGGAAUUCCGUUUGUAAAAAUGUGGUAAUAAAAUCAGAGCUGUGACUGAAUUAAACACUUCAGCAUGAUAA